ACAGAACCCGCGUGUGCGCAGUAGUCGGCACACGGCCAUCUUUGUCAAGUGUGUAACUUUUGUUGAUUUGUGAAAUGUGACGCCUGUGUGUGAGGGGUCAAAGUAAGGCAGUUUUAAUGUUAAAAUCCCUUGUAAUACAGUGCGUCGUUAGUUGAUAAUCAUUGAUUAAUAAUCCUGUCAAAAUAAAACAUUAUUAAUUACUCGAAAAAAAUUAAAAAAAACCAUUUUAAAUUGUGAGUGAAUAUAUCGUGAGUUUUCAAGGCGUUUAUUGUUUUUUGUUUUAUCCAACGACAAAUUCAUUUUUUUUUUUUUUUUUUAAUUUUUCUGGAUAACAAAAAAAAAAAAAAAAAGUGAUUGUGUGUGUUUUUAUCCAAGCCGGAGUAUAAGAAUAAAAAAAUAAACUAAGGAAAAACGGUUGGAUUAUUUAUGACGUAGUUGAAAGAUUGGUGUUUUUUAAAAUAAAGUGCAAAGGUGUGUUAAUUGUCAUAACCAAUAUGUGAAUAUUUUCGAGAAAACCCUCGUUAUUUAAAAGAGGGUCCACAAAAAACAAAUAAUAAAAAAUCCAGUGAAAACAAAUAAUCAACAUACAAAUAAAUUAAUUAAUUUUGAUAAUAUUUAAAAAACAUAAUAAUAAUAUUAAUAUUAAUAAUAAUAAUAAGAAAAUAUUAAGUAGAAUAAUAGAUUUUAUGAAAAUGGGUGAAUCAGCAUCAUCAGAUACUUGGUCACAUUGGUUUUUAGAUGCAAUACGUAAAAUUCGUAGUCAAAAACAACGACCAAGUGUUGAACGUAUUUGUCAUGCAAUACGUCAACAUCAUAAUUAUCAUGAAGAAGAAAUUGGUGAACAUUUAGAAAUAGCUGUUAAACGUGGUCAUGUAUUAAAAAUAUUUAAUAAAGGACAAUCAUCAUACAAAGAUCCUGGUGGUUUAUUAUCAAAACCAUUAAAAGUUAAUAAAACAACUGAUUUAUGUAAAGUAUUGGGUAAAGCUGUACGUGAAUUAGGUGAAAGAGAUGGUUCAACAUUAAAAAAUAUUGAAAAAUAUGUAAGACAAAGUCAUAAUGUUGAAGAAGAAUGUGAUGGUGAUUUAAAAAUUGCAUUAAGAGUAUCAGCUAAAAGAGCUGUUGAUAGAGGUUUUAUAUUACAAGAUGGUAGACUUUUUAGACAACCUGAUAAACCACCAGCUAAAAAAGUUGAUACACCAAAUUCAAGUAGUAAUGAUUCAUCAGUAUCACCAACAACUACAGCAACAACAACAACAGCAGCAACAACAACAACAACAACAACUCCAUCAUCAUCAUCAGCAAAAUUACCAGCACCAUUGCCAAUAUGUCGUGAAUGUCUGGGUACAACAUCACAAAAUAAUAACACAACAACAACGACAAAUAAUAAAAAAUCAACAAUUGAAAAAUUAAGUCGUUGUAGUGUUUGUGGUGCUGCAUUACAUUAUUCAUGUGCACCACCAGAAUUAACAAUUGUUGUUGAACGUGGUACAACAUGGUCAUGUGAUAGUUGUUCACCAACAUGUGCUGCUUGUAAAGUUGAACAUGAAACACAAAAUUAUUUAGUUAAAUGUUCUGGUUGUCCAAAAUGUUAUCAUCCAGCAUGUUUAGAUCCAGCAUUGGAUAAAAAAAAUAAAUUACCAUGGAGAUGUCGACAUUGUUUAUUAUCACAUGAUAAUAAUAAUGAUAAUAAACGUGGUAAUAAACAAAAUAAUGAUAUUAAUAAUCAUAGUGAUGUUACAACACCAAUUAGUGCUAGAAAAAGGAUAUCUAAAAUACGUGAAAAUCGAAAAUCAGCAGCAUCUAGGAAAAGUUUGGCAUUGACACCAACAACCAAGAAAUCAUCAUCAUCCAGAGACACUGGUACACCAGAAACAUGUGGCAGAGGUACAACGUUGUCACAGGUGGACAACAGCUCGGACGGUAAUGCGGGUGUUGUCUUCCCUCAUCAAUCAUCACCACCCACAACCACCACCACCACAACCACAACAAUCACAAUAAUCCCAUCCCAACAGUCAAUUGAUGAUACAUUAUCAAAUAACGCGAGCCAGGGUAGGCAAUUAGAAGAAAAAAAUGAUAUAAUAUCUAAAGAAAAACAAAAAUUUUUUAGAACAUCAGUAUUUAAUACUGAUCAUACUAAAUUAAAAACAAUUAAACGGGCUGUUGUUUUAGAUAAAAUUCAUAAUAUAGAUAAAACUGAUGACUCUAAAAAUAGGUCAUUGUUAAAUAAUAAAUCUGAUAAUACUAAUAAAUUAAAAACAACAAAUAAAUUAUCAACAUUAUCAUCGUCGCCAUCAUCAUCAUCAUCAAGUGUUAAAGCAAAUGAUGACAAUAGUGAAAAAUCAAACAACAAUAAUAGUAAUAAUAAUAGUAAUAAUAAUAGUAAUAUAAAAAAGAAAAAAUUAUUAAAUAAUAAAAAAAUUAUGGAAACUACAACAGCAACAGUAGCAGCAACAACAACAACCACACCAACAGCAACAACAACAACGACGACAACGACAACAAGUUCAAAUUCAAGUGGUGGUAGUAGUGAUACUGAAAAAUUAACUGAAUCAACAAAAAAUACUAGCAACAAUGAUGAUAAUUUAUUUAAAAUGAAUAAUAAAAAAAAAUUAUCAUUAUUUAAAAAUCAAUCAAUAUCUUCUUCUUCUUCUUCUUGUUCUUCAUCAUCUUCUUCAUCAUGUUCAUCUUCUUUGAAUAAUAAUAUAACAGUUAAAAAUAAAAAAUCAAAUGAACCAUUUUUAAAUGAUAAUAAUGACAAAGGUUUAUGGGGUUUUGCUGCUGCGGCAGCAAAACUUAGUACAGAUAAUACAUUUUUUCAUAGUAUAAAUAAUACAUUUGGUUGUAAUUUAAAAAGUUUAAAUAAAUUUGAUAAACCAACGUUUGGAUUACACAUACAACCAGCAGCAAGUCCAGUUGAUAAAGAAAAAAAUAAUAAUAUCAAAAUAAAUAGUGAUGACGAGGAUGACGAAGAUGACGACGACGAAGACGACGAGGAUGAUAAUGAUGAAGACAACAACGAUGACGAGGACAACGACGAUGAUGAUGAUGAUGAUUGUUUAAAAAAAGAUAUGAGACCUGGUAUUGGACAAUUAAAAGGACUUUAUGAUGGUUUAAGUCAUUUUUUUUUACCACCUGGACACAGUAGAGCACGUAAUAGUGAUAAAAUACCAAAUUAUGCACCAGAUAGAAGAAAAAAAAUAAUAAAUAAUGAUGAUAAAGAAUUAACAGUUAAAUUAAAUAACAAAAAUGAUUUAUUAAAAACAAAUAAUAAAUUAAAUGAACGUAAAAAUGAAAAAUUAAUUUCUAAUAAACCUGAUACAAAUGAAGAAAAAAGUGAUAAAAUUAUUAAUAACAAUAGUACUAAUAGUAAUAAUAGUAAUAAUAAUAAUAAAAUGACACCAUCAAAAUUAGUUAAAACAGCUGUUAAUUCAAAAAGACAUGAACAAAAUCGUAGAAAAUCAAUGAAUGCUGUUAAAUGUAUUAAUGAUUUUGGUGAUUCAAAAGAAGAUGAUAAUGAAUAUGAUAAAAAAAAAUUAACAAAAACAAUUGAUUGCCACCCUGUGCAGCAAAUAAAUACGAUAAAUCAACAUGAACAACAACAACAUGACUCCAAGUCCAAUCCUGGCCAGUCCAAAAAUUCCCAACCACGAGCCUGUACUAGCGCAACCACCACCAACACCACCACGACACCCCGCGCGACACCCUGCUCCAUCAGGAAGGAAGAAGUAUUGGUGCCACAGACACUACCACCAGGUGUAACACAAAAAGAUUUGGAGUUAUUUAAAUCAGCACGUGAAGUUGCAAAUCGUUUGACUGAUAAUACUGAAACAAAGGAUCCAUUAUCAACAAGUCCUGGUGGUACUGGACCAGGUGUUGGUACAAGAAAUCCAGCAGCAAUUGUAUUUGGACGUUAUGAAGUUGAAACAUGGUAUUCAAGUCCAUUUCCACAAGAAUAUGCAAGACUACCAAAAUUAUUCUUUUGUGAAUUUUGUUUAAAAUAUACUAAAAGUCGAGCUGUGCUUGAUAGACAUAUGGAUAAAUGCCAAUGGAGACAUCCACCAGCAACUGAAAUUUAUCGUUGUAAUGGUCUAUCAGUAUUUGAGAUUGAUGGAAAUGUCAACAAAAUAUAUUGUCAAAAUUUAUGUUUAUUAGCAAAAUUAUUUCUUGAUCAUAAAACACUUUAUUAUGAUGUUGAGCCAUUUUUAUUUUAUGCUGUUACUAAAAAUGAUAAACAUGGUUGUCAUUUAGUUGGUUAUUUUUCAAAAGAAAAACAUUGUCCAGCACAACGUUAUAAUGUAUCAUGUAUUAUGACAUUACCACAAUAUCAACGUCAAGGUUUUGGUAGAUUUUUAAUUGAAUUUAGUUAUUUAUUAUCAAAAGUUGAGGGUAUACCUGGUACACCAGAAAAACCAUUAUCUGAUCUUGGACGUGUUUCAUAUCAUUCAUUUUGGAAAUCAGUUGUACUUGAAUAUCUUGAUGCAAAUCGUAAUAUCAAAGAAAUUAAACUUGGUGAUAUUACCAAAGAAACUGGUGUAUCAUCUCAUGAUAUUGCAACGGCAUUACAACUACUUGGUUUUAUUCGUAAUUUAACAAAUAAUAAUACACAUACUAAUAACAAAAAUAAUAAUAAUAACAACAACAACAACAAUAAUAACAAUAACAGUGGUGAUAAUAAUAAUGGAAAAAUAAAUAAAAUUGGUAUUGUUAUUGAUUGGAAUAAAGUAAGUUUACAUAUGUUAAAAAUUAAAAAAUGUAAACGUAUACAACUUGAUCCUGAGUGUUUACGUUGGAUACCAUUAUUAACACAAAUACCAAAUCCAUAUUUAUCACAAGAUGAUGGUGAUUUAAGUUGUGAAAAUUCACCAAUUAUUGAACAAAAACCAGUACCAACAAUUGUUGAAAAAAUACAAAAAGUUAAAAUUAAGAAAAAACCACGUGGACGUAAAAAUAGUGGUAGAAAAAUAAUAACAAGAAAACAACAAAUUAAUAAUAAAUUAUCAUUAAAAAAUAAUGAAACAUCAAAUAAAAAAGAUGAUGGUUUAAUAAUUGAUGAAAAAGAAAAUGAAGAAGAAGAAGAUGAUGAUAAUAAUAUAAAUAAUUUAAAUGAAGAAAAUAAUGAAAGUCAAAAUGAUAAUGAUAAUGAUGAAGAAGAAGAUGAUAAAAAAUUAUUAACACCAAGAAAUUCAAAAAAUAUAAAUAUUAAUACAAGAAAUUCAAGUGUUAAAAGAAUAAUACGUCCACCAAAAUCACUUAUUGAUGAUUGUGUUACAUCAUAUGAUAAUAAAAAAAUAACAGUUACACCAACACGUAAACGUAAACAUUCCGAAAAGACUGAUAAUGAUGAUGUUAAUAAUAAAAUUGAAAAGAAAACACCUAAAAUAUUUAAUUCACGUAAACGUACACGUGAUUCAUUGAAAGAUAAAAUUAAAGAUAAUAUUGAUGCUGAUAAUAAUAAUGAUAAUGAUGAUGAUAAUAAUAUUGAUGAAUCAGUAAAUAAAAAUACAGAUAGUGUUAAUGAUAUAGUACAAGCUAAAAAACGUUGUAAAUUAGAUGAUAUAUUGAUUAAAGUAACAAGUCGUCAAAAUAAAACACCAGCUAAACAAACAAAAAAUAAUAAAAAACAAAUUAAUAAUAAUAUUGAUGAUGAAAAGUGUGAUAAUGAAAAGAAUAUAAUUGCCAAAGAAAAAAAUGAUAUUUUAUUGGAUAAAGAAUGUGGAAAAAAUAAUGAUGAUGAUGAUGAUAAUAAUAAAGAAACACCUGUUGUUGUUGUGACACCAAUAUCAACACCGUCAUUGACAAGAAGAAGAGGUAAAGCAAUAUUAAAUAAAAGCAACAUUGAAUUAACAUCAGCAGCAGCAACAACAACAACAGCAACAGCAGCAACAACAACAACAACCACAGCAACAGCAACAGCGGCAGUGACGACGACGACGACGACAACAACAACAGUAGUACUUAAACAAGAUAAUUUAAAAGUUGAAAAACCAAAAAGAAAAUACAUGACAAGUUUAGCAAGAUCAUCAUUAAAUAAAAAUGAAACAAAAUUAUCACGUAGUACAUCAAAACAAUUGACAAUACCAGAAAUGGUUAGUCAAAAUUCAGCACGUAAAAAACUUGCUGAUGAAGAAAAGAAAAAGAAAGCUGAUAAUAAAAUAACUGAUGAGUUACCAGUUACAGUUACAAUUGAAAAUGAUAUUGCAACAGCAAGUCCUGGUGAAUAUGAAGGUGGUGAUGAGGAUGAUGGUGAAGAAGAUGAUGAAGAUGUACCAAGAUCAAAAACCAUUAAUAAAUGUAGAAAUUUAACAAAUAAAUUGAAAAAAUCACAGAAAAAAAUUGAUAAAUCAGUUGAAUCAAUACCGGAAAAAAUUAAUUGUCAGCCUAUUAUUGAGCCAGAAGCUGAUACACAAAAUAUUAUUAUUGAAGAAGAAGAAAAACAAGAAAUUGUUCAAGAUAAUUCAACGAAAGAAAAAACACCUGAACCAGUAAAAGUGACGGCGACAAUAACACCAACAACAACAACCGAUACAAGUCAAGAUAAAAAAUUAAUUAAAAAUGAUUUAUCAAGUGUUAAAGAAUCAAAUGAACAAAUGAUAAUUGAAAAAAUUUCUGAUAAAUUAGAAACAUCUACAUCAUCACCAUCACCAGUAUCAUCAAAUAUACAAGAAGAUAUUGAAAAACCAGAAAAACAAAUUGAAGAAAUAAAAGAAAUUGAAGAAAUUAAAAAAUCACAAGAUAUUGUAACAGCAAUUCCAGUUUUAAUACCAGAAUUAAAAAAAUCAAUAGAAUUAUCACAAUCACAAGAUCAAAAUAAUAUUGUUUACAAAGAAGUACUUAAAAUUGAUGAUAAACAACAACAACAACAAAUUGAUAAUCAAGAACAACAAAAUCAACAAACAUCAAUUUUACAAAAUAAUAAUAAUAAUAAUAUUACUGAUGAAAAACAAAAUUCACCUGAAAGUGGUGAUACAACAAUACACUUGGAUAAUCCAGGUUCAGUUAAAAGAACACCACCAUCACAACCAGAUUUACCAUCAAUGGGUGUCUAUACACCUGAUUCAACAACAAAUUCAGUUCAUUCAUUGCAUUAUGCACAAUGUGAUUUAGAUGUAUCACAACUUGGUCUUGAAUCACCAACAUCAAUUGCAAGUGAUUUAGCAUCACAACAUAGUAUUGAAAGACCACCAAGUGUAUUGCCAAUAACAACAACGACAACAAUAACAACAGCUAUACCAACUCCAACACCACCAACACCAACACCAUCAAUAAUAACAACACCACCACCACCACUACCACCACCAACAACGCAUAACAACAAUAGUAACAACAACAAUAUGAUUAAUAAUACAAAUAAUAAUAAUAACAACAAUAAUAAUAAUAAUAAUAUAAUUAGUAAUAUUGUUGUACCACCACCAUUAUUAUCAUCAUCGUCAUCAUCAUCAUCGGUACAAUUACCAACAAUGCCACAAUAUGAAUCAAUACAUUGUAUACAACAUCCAGCGCAUAUUACAAUGCAUACAAUGCAUCAAACAAUGCAAGGAUCAAGAGUAUCAUCACAGUCAUUACAUGGAUCACACGGUGGAACACAUUUAACUCAUGGAUCACAUGUAGUAACACAUGGAUCACAUGGAUCAGCUGUUUGUUUGCCAAUGCAUUCACCACAGGCAAUGGCACAACAAUGUCAUACACCACAAUCAAUGCCACAACAGUGUCAUACACCACAGCCAAUUAGUCAGAGUCAUACACCACAACCAAUGCCACAACAAUGUCAUACACCACAGCCUCAUCCACAAAGUCAUACGCCACAGCCAAUGCCACAACAGUGUCAUACACCUCAGCCUCAUCCACAAAGUCGUACACCACAACCAAUACCUCAAAGUCAUACACCACAGCCAAUGCCACAACAGUGUCAUACACCACAACCAAUGCCACAACAGUGUCAUACACCACAGCCUCAACAGCAACAUCCACAAAAUAAUCACAAUCAAUCUAUUGCCCACAAUCAUAAUCAACAAAAUCAUAAUACUACUCAUACACAGAGUAUACAAACUCAAAGUCCUCAACCGGUACAAUUGAUGAAUCUUCAAGGCAACCAUCAUCAACAGCAACAGCAGCAACAACACCAACAGCAGCAGCAGCAGCAACAACAACAACAACAACAGCAACAGCAACAGCAACAACAACAGCAGCAACAACAACAACAACAGCAACAGCAGCAACAACAGCAGCAGCAACAACAGGCAAAUCAAAAUCAUCAACAUUCAACGACAACAACAACACAAUCAUCUGGUUCAUCAAAACGUGGCAAUAGUUCACAAACUCAUAGAUCAAGAUCAAGUCAACAACGAUCAUCAUCAUCAUCAUCGUCAGGAGCAGCAUCACAUCGUGUAACACCACCGUCAUCAUCGUCCACAUCAUCAUCAUCAUCUUCAUCAUCAUCGGCAGCAGCAGCAGCCGCAGCAGCAUCACAGCAUAAUAUAACAAGUCAUUCUGGUAAUCAUACAACAGUUGCACAUGUUAGUACAACAUUAUCAUCACAAUAUCAACAAUCACCAAUGUCUGUACCAGCACCACCACCACCAUCACAUCAUGGGCAUGCACAUUCACAUAAUAUGGCUGUAAUAUCACAGGGUAAUUAUAUGACAACAGUUACUGGACAAGGUUUUCCAUCACAAAAUGCAUAUGUCAUACAACAUCGUGGUGGUGGAAGAACAGUAACAUCAACACCAGGUACAACUGGUACAAAUUUUUAUAUACAAAGUACAAUACCACCACCACCACCACAUUCACAUACACCAAAUCCAUCAUCAAUACAAACAAACAAUCAUCAAACUCCAAAUUCAUGUAGUAUUGCAAAAUUACAACAGUUAACAAAUGGUUUAGAUAUGCUAACACCAUCACCAUCACCAUCAAUGAAUUUAACACCACCACCACCAAUACCACAUGCAAUAACACCAUCACAAAAUUCACGACAAUUAACAACACCACCACAAGUACCACUUGGUUAUUCAAAAAAUUAUUACAAUACAAAUUCAUCAAUAUCACCAGUAUGUACUAGUGGUGGUACAACAAGUAGAUCAUCAUCAAGAUCAUCAGCAAAUACAAAUAUGAGUUUAACAUCAAGUUAUCCAACUGAAAGUUUAUACAGACAAACACUUGAUCCAGCAAGUGGUUGUCCACAAAUGCAAACUGCUGGUUCACGUGUAUCAUCAAAUGUAACACUAAAUACAAAUUUAAUGGCUGCUGCACAGUAUGGCUAUAGAGUUGCACAACCAACAACUGGCUAUAUGAAUCCAGCAGCACAAAUUGGAGGUUUUAUUAAUCAAUCACAAUUACCAGUUGGUGUUGUUAAUGUACCAACACCUUAUUCACAAAAUCCACAUCAACAAAAUCCAACAACUGUUUAUUCUUAUCAUGAUUAUAUUAAUGGUAAUAUUCUACCAUCACUCAAUGGUAGUACCAUGAGACGAUAAAAAAAAUAGAUUUUCAAUUUAAAAAAAAAUUAUAUUUAUAUACGAAAAAAAAUAAAAUAAAA
Aphidius gifuensis is the source of this 9532-nucleotide messenger RNA. RefSeq names its product histone acetyltransferase KAT6B (gene enok). Gene Ontology annotation, molecular function: histone acetyltransferase activity; DNA binding. The record is from RefSeq and is a predicted model, not a curated record. The coding region runs from base 687 to 9470 and encodes 2927 amino acids. The transcript has 6 exons. Gene Ontology annotation, biological process: nucleosome assembly; regulation of DNA-templated transcription. Lineage: Eukaryota; Metazoa; Arthropoda; Insecta; Hymenoptera; Braconidae. Gene Ontology annotation, cellular component: nucleosome; MOZ/MORF histone acetyltransferase complex.